Salvelinus fontinalis (brook trout) is the source of this 3309-nucleotide messenger RNA. Its product is annotated as rho GTPase-activating protein 19-like. The record is from RefSeq and is a predicted model, not a curated record. The coding region runs from base 347 to 1738 and encodes 463 amino acids. The transcript has 11 exons. Gene Ontology annotation, molecular function: GTPase activator activity. NCBI's taxonomy places the organism in Eukaryota, Metazoa, Chordata, Actinopteri, Salmoniformes, Salmonidae. Gene Ontology annotation, biological process: signal transduction; regulation of small GTPase mediated signal transduction. Gene Ontology annotation, cellular component: cytoplasm.
ACCGUGCACUCCUUCUAAACAAAGCAAUUUAAAAAAUAAUUUGGGAAAAAGUGUUUCAACCUUAGUGCACUGUGUUCGUAACACAUUUUAGUUUUGGGAACAGAAAAAUGUAUUGAGAUCAGAUGUUUCAUCGAUGAGAAAAUGAGCAGAACGUUUGACUAGUUUAGCCUACUUCCAUCCUUUCCAACGACCCGCGACUGGACUUCCUCUCACUACCAUGUUUGGUGGUGCAAAAAAAAGCCCUUGUGAGGUGUCUGAUUACCCCUUCAGUAUGUGGUGCUGAUGGUAGUUUCAAUAUCCAAGGAGGCGGGGCAAGGAAUGGAACAGCGGAAGAUUCAAAACGGACAUGGCGGCCGAAAAAGAAGCCAACGAAAACAAAAGUGUAGUGAACUCUCAGGACCCUGCACCCCAGCCGGUCAUCUUCAACCCAGAAUUCUUUGUGGAGCGUCUGAAACAUGAGCGUCCCCAGGUGUUCACAGAGCUGGUCCUCAGUAACAUCACCAGGCUCAUAGACCUGCCAGGGGAUGAGUUUGCCCAGCUCACAGGAGAGGCAGACCCCAGACUGCCCACAGCACACACAGGCUUCCUACGCUCUCUCAACUUCCUCAAACGCAAAGAUAAAGGAGUGGUGUUUGGUGCUCCUCUGACGGAGGAGGGCAUAGCACAGAUCCACCAGCUGAUUGAAUACCUCAGCAAGAACCUCCAUGUGGAGGGGUUGUUCCGUGUGCCAGGCCACAGCCUGCGGCAGGCGGCCCUACGAGAGAUGUUGAACGCCGGGACAGAGAUAGACCUGGAGGCUGGGGACUUCCAUCCUAAUGAUGCUGCCACCCUGCUUAAAGCUUUCCUAGGAGAACUGCCUGAACCCCUACUCACACACAGACACUACCACGCCUAUCUGAAGAUAGCAGAGCUGACCCAGUUUGAUGAGAAGGGGAACAAGACUUCAGUACCGGAUAAGGAGCGUCAGAUCGAGGCCUUCCAGCUGCUGUUCAUGCUGCUGCCUCCAGCCAACCACAGUCUGCUCAAACUGCUCUUGGACCUGCUCUACCACACCGCUCGCAACCAGCACAACAACAAGAUGUCUGCCAUCAACCUGGCCACCAUGGUGGCUCCACACAUCAUCUGGCCCAAACACGUGCAAGCCAGUGACCUCCAGGGGAACAUUAAGAAGCUAAACAACGCAGUGGCUUUCCUCAUCAAGCACUCACAGAAACUCUUCAGGGCUCCUGUGUAUGUCAAAGAACAUGCCCACAUGCAUUUUAAAGGAUCAACCACCUCCCAGUUUACGGAUGGCCUGGCUCUGUGUGGUGGGGGUGCUCACCCCUCCCCCUCUAAGAGGGCUGGUGAGGCUGUGACGUGUACAGACGGGACCACCAACAGUAACACACACACUGAGCUGGCCCUCAGAGAGCUUUACCAACAGGUCAGCAGCAUGCCUGAGUCUGCCAAGAAGAAGAAACUCAUCAGACAGUUUGCUAAGCAGGUCCCUGGGACGCCAUUGAGUGACCAACAGACACUGUACUCGCAUAGGAAACAUUGCCGCUCACGCUCCUUUGGAGGAAUCAGGAGGAGAGCGUUAGGUACCCAGGGCCCGGUGGAGACGGCUAGCAGUAGCCUGGUGACUCCAGGAUCCAGCAGCUCAGCAGACAGACAGGAGAAGGAGGACAGCAGCUUUGGAUGGGAUUCCUCGUCUCUUAAAAGGAUGUGCUUCUCGCCAACGCAGGAGACGUCGGUCUAGCAGUCAGCUCAUCUCAUCCACAACUUUCUCCUCUCACUCUCAAAAACAUUUCUCUAACUUGGUUUUAAAAUGAAUCUUUUAACUAACAGGGAGACGCCCUGAGACAGUUAAACAGUCAAGUCAUUUACAAGCCAAGUAAUGUGUUGUCUUAAAAGCAGUAGAACCAUGCUUGGCCAGUGAUCAUGUCUUGUCUUAAAAGCAGUAGAACCAUGCUUGGCCAGUGAUCAUGUCUUGUCUUAAAAGCAGUAGAACCAUGCUUGGCCAGUGAUCAUGUCUUGUCUUAAAAGCAGUAGAACCAUGCUUGGCCAGUGAUCAUGUGUUGUCUCUUCCUUGUUCUAUUUGGAAAGAGACAUGAACACCUUGGUCAUUCUGGUCAAGUAGGACUUGGAAUGACUAGAAAAACCAGUGAGAACCAAAUUAAAACCCACAUUUCUGUGGUUUGUGUUUUGAGUUAGUUACUACUGUGUAGAGCAUGCCAUGUGGACAAACGUCUCAGGUAGGUAGAAGUAACCUGGAUCUAUAGGGAGUUUGCACUGGUUUGUAGUAAAUUACAAAGGAUGGUAAAAUUCUGAUUGACUACACGUUUAAGCUAAGCAAAGUGUUUUGAGUGCCUUAAAAUUAUAUUAGCAAAGUAGUACAGUUAAUGUGUGAUGCAUUAUAGUGAAUCUUUAUUUAAGCCUGUAAGUCCCAUUGAGAGAGUUUGUGGAGGCAGUAGCAUUGUCUAAAAUGUUCAGACUGAGCAGAGGUGAGUGUGAAAGAAAGAUGGAGGGAGAGAUGAGUGAGAGUAAAGUCUUGGACCAUGGUAUGUAGGGCUAUGACUGGUUUUCCUGGUCUGGUCAUGUGUUAAGGAAAACCUAGUAGACGUGAAUGAGACCGUAGUAGCUAAUGGUCUGUUGUUAUUACAACUGGUGUGAACUCACUGUUGCUUUGUUUGGGAGUGUUUCUUUAGCCACGGUCUUAAUCUGUCAACACUGUGAUUAUUAUUUUCUCUAUUUAAAUACUUUUUUCAUUUUUACUGUGUUUUGUAUUUUUUACUUUUUCUUGAGACUACAGCCAAAAUGUGUAUUAAUGGCCCCUUUUUUUUAUCCGCUUAUGUUUUAUGCAAUAUCUAUGUCCUUCUUUUUGAUACUGUUACAGAAAUGUUUUUCUAUGCAAUCUGUUACAAUUUUUUGUUAUUUAAUAUCAAAUGUUUUUAUCCAUGGUAUAGGCCUAUCUGCAUUGGUUCUGUUUAUAGCUAUUUUCAAAACCAGUCAGACAUUGAGUGCUGAAUCCUGACAAGAUUCAACCAUAUCUUCACACAAAUCCUCUACCAACAUACAUUUUUUUUUUUUUUACGGAAAUAUUGAAUAACUUACAUCUGUUUUAACGAUUUCCUUUUUCUAGUGGCAACAUUAACUUUACAUGUCAGUGGCAUUUCCAUUCUACUGAUCUGACUAUUGAGCAUCAGAAUUCUGUCUGUCAAACUGUUUCAAUGUGAAUGUGUCAUUAUUGGCAUUACUGUGAAGCUAUGCAACAAACUGCCAUUAAAAUACAAUGAAACAAACAUCUUUAUUUCCUUUGUGGUAAAAUUA